Molecule: messenger RNA, 366 nt
Organism: Sphenostylis stenocarpa
Lineage: Eukaryota; Viridiplantae; Streptophyta; Magnoliopsida; Fabales; Fabaceae
Source: the annotation of a GenBank genome assembly
AUGAACAGGAGAACCAGACCUAGCAUCCCUAACUCCUUCCACAAGUACCUCAAACCCGGUGCCCUUGCUCGCAUCCGCGACUCUCGCAUCAGCGCCAGAUCUCACCGCCUCAACGCCAUCCUCCGCCACCAGAUCUCCCUUCACCGUCCUCCCUCACCAUCGCCGCUCCCUGCCGCCGAUCAGCCUCAGGCCGCUACAGACGCCGCCUUCCCGUUCUUUGUCGCCAGGAUCUGCGGUCCGCGCUGCCCGCAGCGGAAGAAACUCAUGGCCGCAAAGUCCGUCCUCUUCCUCCCCGUCUCUCCCGCCGCUGACUCGCCCGAUCUCGUCAUCGACACCUUAGGCUCCGAUCUUCUCGUCGCAAAUUGA